AUGGAAACAGCAGGUUUGAUGAUGCAUAUGGUGAAGUUUGCAGUUAUUUUUGUUACCAUUAUGACAACAACAACAACAACAACAACAAUUCCUUUAUAUGUUCAAAUGGAUAAUUCGAGUAUACUUAGCUUUGGCAAACAUGAUUACAAAACAGAUCCAGUUUACAAGAAUUUUAUACCGCAUAUAACACCAUUUGAUGAAAGUAUUUAUGAAAAAAAGGAUGUUCCGGGUGUAUUGAGAUUUGGUAAAAGGGAAGGAGAUAUUCCGGGUGUACUAAGAUUCGGUAAACGUAAUGACGAUAUACCGGGCGUGUUACGUUUCGGUAAACGAUCACCAUUGGGCGUUUUACGAUUUGGCCGUCGUUAA
Molecule: messenger RNA, 366 nt
Organism: Acanthocheilonema viteae
Lineage: Eukaryota; Metazoa; Nematoda; Chromadorea; Rhabditida; Onchocercidae
Source: the annotation of a GenBank genome assembly